This is a messenger RNA of Synchiropus splendidus (mandarinfish), 2354 nucleotides long. It is a transcript of the gene sxph, whose product is annotated as saxiphilin. Gene Ontology annotation, cellular component: early endosome; recycling endosome; plasma membrane. Gene Ontology annotation, biological process: iron ion transport. Bases 69 to 2258 code for a protein of 729 amino acids. NCBI's taxonomy places the organism in Eukaryota, Metazoa, Chordata, Actinopteri, Syngnathiformes, Callionymidae. The transcript has 17 exons. The record is from RefSeq and is a predicted model, not a curated record.
GCUGUUGUGCAAGAGCGUAAUGUCUCUCUGUUGAAUCUGGAGCUGCCACUCUGGAUAUUUCUUGUACAAUGCGACCGCUUAUUUCUGUUUUGUUAAUUUUUGCUGUUACUGGCUGCAUCAGAGCCAAGAAGAUGCGUUGGUGCACAGUUUCUGAUCCAGAACAGAGGAAGUGUGCAGAACUGGCCAAGUCUCUGGUGGCAGUGCUGCCUCCGUCUGCUGUCGCAGCUUUUGCCAGGCUGUCUUGCAUCCGAGCUUCCAGUACAACAGACUGUAUUGACAAGAUUAGGGCUAACCGUGCGGACAUUGUGACGUUAGACGCUGGUGAGGUUUAUUCCGCAGUGAGGCAGUUUGGACUAGUUGCCAUUGCCAAGGAAAUAUACAGAGAUGGAGGCUGCGUCCUCUCUGUGGCCGUGGUGAGAAACAGCAGUGUGGACAUCAGGUCCCUGCAGGGUCUCAGGAGUUGCCACAGUGGGGUCAGAUGGACUGCAGGCUGGAGUCUUCCACUUGGCUUCCUGCUGUCCCGCAACUACCUGAGCUGGUCCAAGGAGCAGCCGCUGAGUCAGGAUGUCAGCAAUUUCUUCAAUUCCAGCUGUGCUCCAGGAUCUUCUACCAUGGCGGCGCCGCUGUGCGCUCUGUGCCGGGGUCAGAAGUCCUACAUUCGUCAGAAGAACUACAACUGUGAGACGUCGCACAGUGAACCAUUCUUCAACAGCCAAGGAGCCCUCAGAUGCCUCAGGAGCGGGACCGGCGACGUUGCUUUUGUGGAGCAUCUUGCUCUUGAAAGAAUUGAUGAGAGCGAGGCCGGAGACUUCCACCUGCUCUGUCCCGACGGCACUCAGGCUCCUCUCAGUCACUACAGGAGUUGUAAUCUGGGGCGAGGACCGGGAGCAGGAAUGGUCACCAGAUUAAACUUCCGUAAAAUUGCUCGCAAAUUUCUCCAGACUGCACAGGUGUUGUUUGGACCCAGAGGUCGUGAGCGUCAGCGCUUCCAGCUCUUCAACUCAUCCUCUCCAGGAGAAAGUGACCUCCUUUUUAAAGACAUGACUGAUAAACUGGCCAUCCUGGCGGACAACAUGGACGUCAGCCAAGUGCUGGGGCUGGAUUAUGUUGCACUCCUUAAAGGUCUUGGACAUGAAGGAAGUUCUCUGGAGGACAGCGUUGUGCGAUGGUGCUGCAUCAGCCACGCAGAGCUGAAGAAAUGCGAGGAGUGGGCUCUCAACAUUAAAUCCGACCCGCUGGUGUGCGUGCGAGCCGUGUCUCUGCGUGACUGUGUGGAGAAGAUUAAGCGGGACGAGGUGGAUGCUGUUUCACUUGAUGCAACACACUCAUUCAUUGCCGGGAAAUGUGGACUUGUCCCAGUGGUGACGGAAUAUUACGGGAGUAACUGCUUGGCAGCCAAUGGAUCGGCCCAUUUAGAAGUGGAUGUGCUGCCCUCAGUAGUUGCUGUCGCAGUAGCGAAGAGAACCAGUCGCAGCAUCUACAUGGGGAAUCUCGGGGGGCGCAGGUCCUGUCAGGGGCGCGUGUACAGUCCUGCUGGCUGGCUGCUGCCCUACACGCACAAUUUGAGCGUGGAACACAACAGCAGCGCCCCCUGUGAUCCGGACCGGGUCUACAACAAGGUGUUUUGGAAAGGCUGUCUCCCUGGCACCGAAGGAAAUCUGUGUAAAGUCUGUAUUGGAGGAACAGGAGAAGCUGCAACCAAGCGUUGUGCUGACAACCACAAUGAGCGCUAUUAUGGCAACAUUGGGGCGUUGAGGUGUCUGGUUGGUGACCCAAGUGGGAAAAGCUUUGGUGACGUUGCCUUCCUGGAGCAGCACAACCUCCAGGCCAAUAUCCUCAGCUUGAGUUCCACUGGUUGGGCGGAAGGAUGGACGUCAUCGGAUUUUGAGCUGCUCUGUGCUGAUGGCAGUCGGGCCUCAUUGUCAUCAUGGAGGACCUGUAAUUUGGGUGUGAUCCCUCCUAACACUGUCAUGACACGACCGGUGCUUACUGCACGCGUCUACGACUUUCUCGUAAAGUCGCAGGAAACUCUUGCAGCCAACCCAAACUCAGAGUUCAAGCUCUUUGAGUCUCAACAGUAUGGAGAGAGCGAUCUGCUAUUUAAAGAUGCCACACAGUGUUUGGUCCACACCAGCCACAAGGACUACCGUUCCAUUUUGGGGGAGGAAUUUUACCUCCAAGCAGAAACAGUUUUCAACUGUACUCAUUCAGAUAUCUUGGAGUUUUGCAGUCAAGAUGUUUGCAGCAUUUUUCAGUGAAUAUAAAAAACAAUAGAACUUCAUCUCCACCUUGUAUGUACUGUAGUAUAAAAUACCAAAACCACCAGAAAUACAAAAAAAUGUUGAAUUAUUUGC